AUGGUUGAUCACCCCCUGGUUCCAGAUGAAAUUAAGUCCUACAUGACUAGACAUAACAUUGAGAGUGUGCUGAAUAAAGGUUUGAAUGCAGUUUUGAGACAGCUUCCUUAAGAUCCUCUCUCACUAAUGGCAGCGACACUUAUAGAUGUAGGUUUAUUUAUUCAAUUAUCAUUUGAAUUCGAUAGAGCAUUAUAAGUACUCCAGUAUUCGAUAGGUUCGAAGCAAAAGAGACAAUCAUUUGUGAAUCUCAAAAGACUAUCAAAAUAGUAGUCUACCUUGCCUAUUAGGGUAAAUGACAAGCAAGAUGAAAAAUCUGGAAUGAAAAAGGCUUGCAAGAUUAUUAAUGAGGAAAUUUCACCAAUGUUUAAGAAUAAGGAAAUUCUUGGCUUGAAAAAACUAGAUGAGAUGUUACUUGCCUUUUAGAAGAAGCAACAUGAAAACAGCGAGGGCUCCUAAGUUGGAGAUAAUAUCGUUAAGGCUUGUUCAGAAGCACUGCUUUAUGCUUAUGCCUUUGUUACUUCACCAGCAGAUCCAUAUUAAAGUUUCUUUAAGUUUAUGUUUGAUAGAGACUUCACUUCAGCUGAGAAAAUUCCUAGACUUUGUUUUACUGUUCUCAAUGGAGGUAAAGCUUUAGGAUCAAAGGUCAAGUUCAGCAGAUUUUAUCUUAUCAUAGAUGUUAAUGCCUAAGAUGAAGUAGAUGUCACUGAAGUAUUUUUAAAGAUACAAGCUCAAUUGAGAAAAUAAAUUUAGACUCACAAAUUAGGAGAAAAUGGUUUCAAACCAGGUGCUGACGGCUCCUAUUAUAAUGCUUUUGAAAAUGUCAAUGAAUGCUUUAAAUUCAUAGAAGAUGCUAUAAAUGCAGUGCAGGUAAAUAAUGAUAAAAAGAAGUAUUUAAAGUUUGGAAUUAAUCCAGACAUCGACUCUUCCUUUUUAAGAGAUUAAAACAAAUAUGAUUUAGAGGGACCAAAGAACUUAUUCGAUUAAGACUAGUUAACAGAGUACUUUGUUAAGAUGUGUAAUGAGCAUCCGUUAUUGGAAUACUUAGAGGAUCCUGUGGCAGAAGGCGAUGUCAUUGGAUAUCAGAAAAUAAUCAAGAGAUUUAAGGAUGCUGUUCCAAGAGUGAGGAUUGGAGUGAAAUAAAUGUUUAAGUCUAAUCUGGAUUCCAUUAAGUAGCACACACAAAUUAUUACCAAAGAUGAUGAUGACGAUGAUGAUUUAGAUAAAAAGGAAGAGAAAAAGGAAGAAGAGAAGAAAGAAGAGCCUCCUGUGCAAUAGCCGCCUGUAGAAUAACCAAAGGGUGGAAGAGAUAGCUAAGCAGCUAAAAAACCUGCUCCAGGAGAUCUUAAGAAAGGAGGGAAUUAAGCUUCUGUUACAAAGAUAGAACCAGUAAUAGAACAACUAGUAGAAGAUAAGAACGAUCCUAAUAAGCAUAAAUUUAUACCAUAAAUUGUUCAUUUAGAGAAAUCACUGUUGAAAACAUCUUAUAAGAUGUGGGAAAUAGUAACUUAUUAGUAGCUUCUUAAGCCAGAAGAGCAAUUUGAACUGAUUAUUGAGGACAAUUACUUUGAAAAUACAAAUAGCGAGGUAGUGGACUUUGCAUUUGGAUCAUGUGCUGGUUACUUGAAUAUAAAAGGGUUCUUUAAAAACGAAAAGACUGCUAAAGUCUAGAGAUUCAGUGAAAUACUAGAUAGCAUUAAGAUUAUUCAAAAAUAAGAGAACUAGAAUGAUGUGGGAUCAAGGGGGGAAAAAUAUGUUGACAAGGAGCAAAAUAGCAAGGUUAAUGCUGACAGUCCGAUAGAUAGCAAUAUAGACGACGAUAAUGAAUCUCAAAAUGAUAAUGUGGAGGAAUUUCAUGAAUAGAAGAAUCGUAAUGGUCCCAAAGGAAAAUUUGAUCCUAAUACUAGAGAAACUUAAAAGAUAAAUGGCGAGGAAAGAAGAAGAGAUUCUUUUCCUUAAUAGAACAAUAAUGUUAUAGUUGGCGGUCAUACAAACAUGAAUUAAGAUCAUUAUAGAAAAUCAUCAAAAGAGAAUUUCUUGUAAAGAGUUAACUCUUAAGAAAUUGUUCAAAGUAACAUGGGGAGUAUGAAUAAUAUACAAAUGCAGAAUGAAAUCAAAGCAAAACAAAAUAACAUUAUUAUUGACUUGACUAACUAGAUGUAUGAGGAAGAAAAGAUAAACUUAAGAAACCAAAUUAGAAAUUAAGAAAUCAUUGCAAAAGAGGAACAGAAAUAAAUGCUUUAAAAAAUCCAGGAACAAAUACCAAAGGAUAUUGUUACGCAGAAAGAUAUUGACGAAUUUAAAAAGCAGAUUUAAAUUGAUCUUUAAAAGCUAACAAAAGUUCUCGAGGAAAAUACUAAGAAAUAAUUUGAGUAAUAGCAAUGA
This is a messenger RNA of Stylonychia lemnae, 2382 nucleotides long. The record is from the annotation of a GenBank genome assembly. Lineage: Eukaryota; Ciliophora; Spirotrichea; Sporadotrichida; Oxytrichidae.